AUGACAACCGCAAGGCUGAUCCUGCAAUCGUGUCCCAAUGAAAUGCUUCAAGGGAGCGACGAUCAAGCGAGUAAAAUUCGUAAGCGGAGAAACAGGACGGAGGAGACUGGUUGGAUCUUCAAGAAAAUUAUCGAACGCAGGACAUGCCUACGUGCAAUGAUCGCUGCUAGGAGUUUGCGCGUCAAGCCUGCGAUCAUCUUUGGAGAGCUCCGCAGCCUUAGCAGACUAAGAGGGGAAACACCCUGGCCGGUGGGUCGCGGGCUGGGGUUUGCACUACGGAGUGCGUACACCCUGUCGAACAUCUCAAAGUAUGAAAUCAACAACGAAUCAUCGGUGGCUUUGGUCGAGGGAGAGGAUGCUGAGCAAUAG
Messenger RNA from Aspergillus costaricaensis CBS 115574, 369 nucleotides. RefSeq lists its product as uncharacterized. The transcript has 3 exons. The record is from RefSeq and is a predicted model, not a curated record. NCBI's taxonomy places the organism in Eukaryota, Fungi, Ascomycota, Eurotiomycetes, Eurotiales, Aspergillaceae. Bases 1 to 369 code for a protein of 122 amino acids.